AUGUUUAAGUUCUUAAUUAAUUCAAUUCGUUUUGAAUAUAAUAAUAUUUCUUAUAGUUAUUUUAUAAGAAUGUUUACUCAUAGUAAUUUUAUGAGUAAUAAUAAUAAUAAUAGUAAUAAUAAUACUAAAUUAGAGAUUAUUGAUACUAGUUUAAAGUAUAGUUUAUAUUUUAAAUUAUCUUCUUUUAGUAGAGCUACUCUUGAAACUGAAUUAUUAAAGUUAAUACCUAGUGAUAAUCUUAAUAGAUAUUUUAAUGUUUCUUGUGUAUUGUAUACUGAUUUAGGUAAUGGUAUGGGUGAUUCUUUUUAUACAGUUAACACUGAGAGUGUAUUAGUUAAUAUACAUAAUAUUAGUGAUGUAUAUGAUACUAUCUUUUUAAGUUUAGAUAGUAUGGUUGAUAAUUAUGGUUGUGAUUAUUCUUCAUUAGUUAAAGAUAUUAAAAAUUGUGAUAGUUAUAUAAAGGUUAAUUUAAAUGAAAAUUUAGAAGUAAUUAAGUAUAUAAAUGAGAAUUCAAUAAUAACUAAUAAUAUAUCUAAUAGUAUAAGAUCUACUGAUUAUAAUAAUAUUAAAACAUCAUUUGAACGUAAGAAAAUACCUCUUUGUUUUGAUAUUGGUUCUGUUAGUAAUUUAAUAGAUAAGUCUAAUUUAGGUAAUGUAUAUUCUAGAUUCUUAAUUAAUGCAUGUAAUAAUAAUUUAAUAAAUUAUGUUAUAAAUGAUAAAAAUAAAUUGUUAACUGAAAUGAAAUCUGUAUUUAAUAAUGAGAAUAGUAGUCUAUAUGAAUUUGUAUGAAAAUUUAAUAAUAUAGAUUCAGUUAGUGGAUUAUUAGUUUUACCUUGUGUUGAUCCUAAUAAACAUACUAUAUAUGUUUUUAAUGUUCGUAAUAAUGUUGUUGUUAUUCGUAAUUGUGUAUAUGAUGAAUUAUUAUCAGAUAAUAGAAUAAUUAGAUCAAUUAAUAAUACUAGUUUAGUAAUUGAUAAAGGUCAAUAUGUAUUCUUAAAAAUAGAUAAUUAUCUUACUACUUUCUCUAAAUAUUUAAAAAAUGUUAAAAAUGAUCUAAUUCUUGAGAAUGUUAAAUAUAAUAAAAUUGCUAAGAAAGGUAGUACACCUAGUAUAGGUUCUUUUGAUAUAGAAACUGCUCGUAUAGGUGAUGAUUAUGUUGUUAUAGCUCUUGGUUAUAGUUGUUUUAAUAGUUUUCUAAGAUCUUUAUAUUAUAGAGAUUAUAUUAAUGAUAUAAACUAUAAUAUAUUUAGUAUUUAUAAUUAUAUGAUUAGUUCUAUUAAACGUAUAAAUUAUAAAGAGAUAUCAAAUAUAAUGGUAAUAGAUUGUUUAAGAAAAAUGCUUACUGAUUAUAAUGAUUAUACUUUUUAUUGUCAUAAUUUUGGUAAAUUUGAUAGUAUAUAUAUAUUAAAUAGUAUAUUGAUACACAAUAAGAAUAAUCCUUUAGAUAUAUUUAAUUGUGAAUUUCUAUAUAGAGAUAAUAUAUUAAUAAAAUUAACAGUAAGUAUUAAGAUAGAUGAUAAUAUACAUAAAAUACAUUUUCUAGAUAGUUAUGUAUUAUUAACUAAUUCUUUAUCUAAGUUAGCUAAUGAUUUUAAUAUUAAUGAGAGUAAAGGUUACUUUCCUUAUUCUUUUGUUAAUGAAUCUACAUUAGAUUAUGUAGGUACUACACCCUCAAUAGAAUAUUAUCCUAAUAUAAGUAAUGAUGAAUAUAAUGAAAUCUAUAAAACUAAUUAUAGUUUAAAAGAUGAUUUAUUAAAUUAUUUAAAACAAGAUCUUAAGGUCUUAUUAUUAAUAAUGGAAUGUUUUAGAAAUACAUUAUAUGUUUCUUUUCGUAUAGAUUUAAUUAAAAAUCCUACUAUAUCUAGAUUAUCUUUAAAUGUAUUUAAACAAUUAUUUAGUAAAGAUUAUAUGUCUAUACCUGAAGUUAAUGUACAUAAUGUUUAUACGUUUGUUAGUAAAACACUCUUUGGUGGUAUAACUACUGUAUAUAAACCUUAUGGUAAAGAUUUAUAUUAUUAUGAUAUUAAUUCUUUUUAUCCUUUUUCUGCUCUUAAUAAGAUGCCUGGUAAUAGAUAUACUUUUAUAGCUUAUAAAACACCUAUAUUAAUAACAGAUAUAGAAAAGUCUAUAUUUAAUUUUGAUAAUAAUAUUGGUUAUUUUAAAGCUUAUGUAGAAUCACCUUUAGAUUUACCUUUUGGUUUAUUACCUUAUAAAACUGAUAAUGGUGUAUUAUAUCCUUUAGGUAAUUUUAAUGGUUAUUGAACUAGUGUAGAAUUGAAAUUAGCUUUAGAUAAUGGUUAUAAAAUAUAUAUUUAUGAAGGUUAUGUAUUUAAUACUAUGAAUUCUCCAUUUACAAAUUAUGUAAAUCAUUUCUAUAUGUUAAAAAGUAGAUGUUCUGGUGCUGAUAGAGUAUUAUUUAAAUCAUUAUUAAAUAAUUUAAUAGGUAGAUUAGGUAUUAAGCAUAAUCAUAAAAGAACAUUUCUUUUAGAUAAACCUAUAUUUGAUUUAUUAAGUAUAGGUUAUAAAUUAGAAAAUACUCAUGAAAUUGUAGAUUCUUACCUUAUAACUAGUAAUUUUAGACCUAAAAUGUCCAAGAUAUUAGAUAAUAUAGAUAUUAAUAAAUAUUAUAGUGCUAGUAGUGAAUGAUUAGCUAAUAAUAAGGUAAAAACUAAAACACCUAUAUAUAAGGAAUCUUCUGUAAUUAUGACUUCUAUAAUUAAUUCUUAUUCUCGUGUAUAUCUUAAUAAACUUAAACUUCAUUUAUUAAGUCUAGGUUAUACUUUAUACUAUUGUGAUACUGAUAGUCUUAUUAUAGAUAAGGAAUUACCUAGUGAAUAUGUUGGUACUGAGUUAGGUCAAUUUAAAUUAGAACAUACUAUUAGUGAAGGUUAUUUUAUAUCUGGUAAAUUAUAUCAUCUUAUUAAUAAUGAUGGUUCUAUAAAAUCUGUAGCUAAAGGUAUCACUGAAUCCCUAACUACUAAUGAUUAUAAAGAUUUACUUAAUAGAAUAAAUGUCUCUGCUGAUAAAUUAUCCUCUAUAAGACAUUAUAGUGAAGGUUAUGUAAGUAUAGAUAAUAUGAAAAUUGUUAUUAAUCAUGAUUCUUUUGAUAAAAGAAGAAAAAUAUAUAUCAAUAAUAUAUGAUCGGAUACUACACCUAUAAUAAUAAAUGAAGAAAUAUUGUAA
Lodderomyces oxycetoniae is the source of this 3183-nucleotide messenger RNA. Lineage: Eukaryota; Fungi; Ascomycota; Pichiomycetes; Serinales; Debaryomycetaceae. The record is from the annotation of a RefSeq genome assembly.